GAGAGGGAGAGAGAGAGAGAGAGAGGGAGAUAGAGAUAGAUAGAGGGGGAGAGGGAGAGAGAGAGAGAGAGAGAGGUGUCUCUUUCUUCGCAGUUCUAAGGGCUUCUCAAGGCUUCCUCUCGGAGACUCCGUCGUUUUUGAACAGUUUCUUCAUUCAUUCAUUCUAUACAUACAUAUAUACAGACUUGUAGUUUACUCUGUUUGAAAUUGUUUUUCAUUUUCGAGAUAUGAUGGUUCAGAGGAGAGUGAUGAGUUGGAGGAGAGUUGCCAAGGCUCUACAAGCUGCGGCGGCACAUGGAUUGCUCUUCUUUUUCACGCUCUCUCUCGCUCUCAAGCUCGAUCAUGUCGUGUCUCGCUCUUGGUGGACUAUUUUUACUCCUCUGUGGUUAUUUCAUGUGGUUUUAGCACGUGGCAGAUUUUCCUUACCUGCUCCAUCAAUGCCUCAUGAUCGCCGGUGGGCGCCAUUUCAUGCUGUCAUGGCUAUGCCGUUGCUUGUUGCUUUUGAGCUACUCCUAUGUAUAUAUCUUGAGAGCAGUUAUGCCAUAAGCUUGAAGAUUGCCUUUUUGCCCUUGUUGGCAUUUGAAGUUGCAAUUUUGAUUGACAAUGUUACGAUGUGUAGGGCUCUAAUGCCUGGAGAUGAAGAAAUAAUGAGUGAUGAAGCAAUAUGGGAGACCCUUCCUCACUUUUGGGUUGCAAUCUCAAUGGUCUUCUUAAUUGCUGCGACAGCAUUUACUCUUCUAAAGCUAUGUGGUGAUGUGACUGCUCUUGGUUGGUGGGAUUUAUUUAUUAAUUAUGGUAUUGCAGAGUGCUUUGCCUUUCUUAUCUGCACAAAGUGGUAUAAUCCUGCUAUUCAUAGGCAUUCUCACCUUAGAGAUGUUGGUUCAUCUUCAACAACCAUUAGAUAUCUUGACUGGAAUAGUGGCUUGAUGGUUUCUAUGGAUGAAGAUCAGCAGCAGGGUAGAAUAUGCAGCUUGCAAGACAUCGGUGGGCAUAUUAUGAAAAUUCCAUUCAUUGGUUUUCAAAUCCUGCUUUUUAUGCGGCUAGAGGGAACACCGCUUAGAGCUAGAGAAGUCCCUAUUUCAGUUAUCUUUUCUCCUCUUUUGUUGCUACAAGGAGUGGGGGUUCUGUUUGCUAUCUACAGAUUUAUUGAAAAGAUUGUUCUUUUACUACAUAGUGGAGCUGGUACAGAAAGAUAUUUUAGAAUAUCUUUGAGGGUUCGUGAUUGCUUUGGGUUCAUGUUCCACGGAUCAAGAUUACUGGGUUGGUGGUCAAUUGAUGAAGGAAGUCAAAAGGAACAGGCUCAACUUUAUUAUGAUGGGGCAUCUGGGUACAACACUUUCUCACCUGAUAUUGUGAAGAAAAUGCCUAAAUCAGAUCUUGCUGAGGAGGUUUGGAGGCUACAAGCGGCGCUCUGUGAACAAAGGGAGAUCACAAAGUUCAGCCAGCAAGAGUACGAAAGACUACAAAAUGAAAAGGUCCUAUGUAGGGUUUGCUUCGAAGAACAGAUAAACGUUGUCCUGCUCCCUUGCCGGCAUCACAUCCUUUGCAGUACUUGCUGCCAGAAGUGUAAAAGGUGCCCCAUCUGCCGCGUCUCUAUUGGGGAGCGAUUGCCUGUAUAUGAUGUGUAGUUAAAAACUAUCAUUUAUACGAUUCGCAUCCUUUUUGUUGCUUGCAACUGAAACUUAAGCAGGCCUUGUAAUGAUGGCAAAUGCCGCAGCUUCUCAAUUAAUGUCCACAGUGUAAUAUUCUUACCUUGGCAAGAAUUGUGUAUAUAUUGUUUCACCUCUUUAUAAAAGUAGCAAAUCCGGGGAGUGAUUGCCUGUAUAUGAUGUGUAGUUAAAAACUAUCAUUUAUACGAUUCGUGCCUAACCAAUAACUGGAUGAGCUUUGUUGCUUGCAAUUGAAACUGAAGCAGGCCUUGUAAUGAUGGCAAAUGCCGCAAAUACUCUUCUCUUGGCAAGAAUUGUGUAUAUAUUGUUUCACCUCUAUAAAAGUAGCAAAUCUCUUGUUUGCA
Molecule: messenger RNA, 2014 nt
Organism: Camellia sinensis
Lineage: Eukaryota; Viridiplantae; Streptophyta; Magnoliopsida; Ericales; Theaceae
Source: RefSeq, a predicted model, not a curated record